GGAGGAGGAGAGAAUGAACGAACCUGCCGACGUCCCAAUAUGGACAAUGAAGAUAAAGGAGGGGCCGAUCUCAGCCAGCGUGGGGAAGAGGAAGACAAACUAGAGGAGGCAAAUGAAGAAGAAGAAGAAGAAGAAGAAGGGGGAGAUGAUAAAGAAGAAGAGCAUGCUGGCAAAGAGGAAGGAGAGGGAGGGGGAGAGGGAGAGGGAGAGGGAGUCGGAGAGGAAGGGGAAGGGGAAGGAGGAGGAGGAGAAGGGGAAAGUGGAGAGGAGGGGGAAGAAAGAGGAGGGGAAGAUGGACAAGAAGGGGGAGGGGGAGGGGGAGGAGCAUGAGAAGAUGGAAAAGAGGAAGGAGGAGGAGGAGGGGGAGGAGCAUGAGAAGAUGGAAAAGAGGAAGGGGGAGGAGGAAGGGGAGAGGGCGAAGGAGAAGGGAAGGAAAGGGAAGGAGAAGGUGGAAGAGGAUGAUGCACAGACCAGCCAAGCAUACGGCGAAACCAUUGUGUAAGACGAGUUACAUGUAUGGGGUGUCGGCGCUGGCGAGCACAAGUGUAACAAGUC
Molecule: messenger RNA, 555 nt
Organism: Chara braunii
Lineage: Eukaryota; Viridiplantae; Streptophyta; Charophyceae; Charales; Characeae
Source: the annotation of a GenBank genome assembly